CUUUGUGUCCCUUUUUCGUAUUUUUUUGGCUCAUCAUACACUUUUUGCUGGCCAUUUCUUUUUGCACUGGGUCGCUUGACCAUUGGACCCAUAGAACUUAGAAGACACUACUUGGAGCACGGACACUACUGGGAUAAUGGGACACUACUGGGGGUACGGACAACUUGGCGGCCAAUGAUCGAACGACCCAGUACAAAAAGUGUAUUAUGAGCCAAAAAAGACGGGAAAAUGGCCUCCGAGAGCCUGCUAUGGAGGCUACCUAGCCACUGGAAGUACUGGUACAGUACAGGCAUUCAGACAUUUCACUCGUCGGAUGAAAAGGAUGUAACGUCUUGAUCUCACUUUUCGGUGAAGUCUUUAAUAUUGUCUAAUUUUACACUGAGGAAGAACGUGUAGUACAGAGUUGUGUCAUGGGAAACAAACUUUCUCACAACAUCAGUACGGAGGGAGGGAGCGAGGAAACGACGCCACAAAGGAUUCAAUGCUCCAAUAUAGAAGACCAUCUGAUAAAGAACCCGUUUGAAGGGUACACAGGGUACCUUAUUGAGGCCCGAGGGCGAAAUGGACCAAGGGGCAAGGUUUUCCGGACCGACCGCAUGAAUAAGCAAAACAAGCACGAAGCGAUUGUGACAAUCUACUCAUACAGCAUGCCCAGCAACCCUGGAGCUGCAGACGGUACCUAUGUUGUAUUGCAGUUCAUGCAGUCCCAGAAGUUCUUCGCUGUCCACAAAAAUAAACCCAGCAAGCUUAUUCUGACGAAAAACGGCUGGGAUCCGGAAUAUGCCGAAGACAUCACGACAACUGCCGACCGGCGGGUGUUUCUGGCAAAGCGGAGUCCGCCAUUCUCGUCGGAUCUUAUUUUCCGAGCGGCUUCGGGCGGUGUGACUGGAGUCAUCACACUGGCUAAGGAUCGCAGGAAUAAGCCUGCUAUUCUAGCAGACCUAGGAGAAGGACAUGCAGAGGAGGCACAGAAGUUUAAAAUCUUUAAACCGAUUCUCAAACCUGCCACUGACGAUGUGACAGGCGAUUAUCUGGAAGCUGUGUCGUCCCCGUACCUGCCGCUAGGGGGUGCUGACGAACGGUCUGAUGGAUGCCAGGCCCAGGAAGAGCAGCGUCAAGGCUAAAUCAUGUUAGUCUCCAAGCAGACCCUACGGUGCCUUAGAGAUAGUAUCAAAGCUGACAAAGUGUCCGUUUGAUUCCCUUGCCCGUUUGACUACCUUUUGCCGGCUUUAUUCCUUUGCCAGCUUUGAUACUAUCUCUAAGGCACCGUAUGCUAGUAUAUGGUCUGCUUGGAGACUAGAAUCAUGUCGCCUAAGGGUGGGUAUCGGGAAUAUUUGGCAGAUUCAUGCUAAAUUUAGAACAUAGUCAAUGCAUGAAACUCGUCUCUCUCUCUCUCUCUCUCUCUCUCUCUCUCUCUCUCUCUCUCUCUCUCUCUC
Molecule: messenger RNA, 1436 nt
Organism: Branchiostoma floridae (Florida lancelet)
Lineage: Eukaryota; Metazoa; Chordata; Leptocardii; Amphioxiformes; Branchiostomatidae
Exons: 5
Coding region: 411-1124 (237 amino acids)
Source: RefSeq, a predicted model, not a curated record